Corticium candelabrum is the source of this 1180-nucleotide messenger RNA. RefSeq lists its product as uncharacterized. The coding region runs from base 38 to 958 and encodes 306 amino acids. NCBI's taxonomy places the organism in Eukaryota, Metazoa, Porifera, Homoscleromorpha, Homosclerophorida, Plakinidae. Gene Ontology annotation, biological process: regulation of apoptotic process. The transcript has 3 exons. The record is from RefSeq and is a predicted model, not a curated record.
GGUAUUCCGCUUCGGUCUAAGGAGGAAGCAUCGUAUCAUGAGUCGCGAUACUUCUGUCUCAAGUCAUGAGGGAGAUGAGGAUCCAUGGCGUGCACUGCAGAUCCACUACGACUUUGUGUACCGGUCUCUCUACUUUGAAUCUCGUUUUGUCCGCAAACUCUACGGAGGAGACAUUGUGUCGAGAGAAGAUAUGGAGCUUCUAUUGAGCCACAGCCUUACUCGCGCCGAGAAGGCUCAACGCCUGCUGCUCGAAAUUCUGCCCAGCAGACCGCCAGAAAUGUUUCUAGUUUUGUGCAACGUGUUCAGAGAGGUGGGACAGCCACACGUCGCAGAUAGAUUGACCCAAAAGACGGCAAGCAGCCAAGAUGUCGGCGAUAGAACUAGAGCUACAAUACAAACUCUAUACCACAACCUCGAAAGUCUAGUAAGUGAAACAUCGCAGUUAAGUCGACAGGUCGAGACAGAGAGACAGAGAGCUGAUACAGCGGAGGAGGAAGCCACUUUUGCAAAACGUCAAUUACAAGAGACUGCAAACGAGAAUUCGAUGUUGAAGGAAAAAUUGAAACAAUCAGAGAAUGACUACGAAUCCAAAGUCACUGAGAAUGAAAGGAUGAAAAUUGACAUAGCAUCUCUAUUGGGCGGUCUUGCUGUCAAAGCAACUGUAGAAUUACAACAAGGCUAUCAAAGUCGUGAUGCUACCGAGGCAUCUGCGCAUGCAUAUGCAAGCACUCAAAAACAGAAACACGGGUACGCUUGUCCGGUCGUGUGUACUGUCCAAUGUAGCAGUUCUGCGACAUCUUAUCAUUGGGGCCGAGAAUGCCGAUACUGCAGAGACGAAUUUGAGCAUCUACGUCAAUUCUCCAACGAUGAAGACAGAAUCCAAUCUGUUAGACACGGCGCGAAGGAUGGGAAAGAAAAUGGCUGCAGAUUAGACUACACCACGUUUGGAAAAUAUUGAAUCUCCCACGUAUCUUGCAGUAAUGAAAGAUAUUGUUGAGGAAAGGAUGAUGUGAAUACUAGGGGACGCAUAGAAAUGUUGUUUUUAUAUAUAAUGAGCUUCUGGAGUCAGUUAUGCGUGUAUUCUGUUACUGGCAGAACAUUUAUAUCGUGUGUCCAUGUAUCUAGCGUAAACUGGACAUAGAUGUUAAUUGAAUUGAACUUUCGAAAAAUUAUAUUUGGA